Messenger RNA from Parnassius mnemosyne (clouded apollo), 3825 nucleotides. Lineage: Eukaryota; Metazoa; Arthropoda; Insecta; Lepidoptera; Papilionidae. The record is from the annotation of a GenBank genome assembly.
AUGAGAAAUUUGGAAGUUUGGGAGGUGCUUGUAAAAAAUAUCAAUAUUAAAUUAAAUGAAAAAAACUGUUUAUCUUAUAGUUAUGAUGCAGACAAUAAGUGUAAAUUGUUUGUUAUUACUCAUAACCUAGAAGUGCUAAACAUUGAUGAAUUUGGAGCUGUUAAUUGGUCCAAAGAUAUUUCUGAAAUAACAAAUGGAGAAAAUUUUCCAGUAAAGAUUACGUAUAUUUCAUUAUCGAAUCAGAUAUGUGUAGCACUAUCUAAUGGCGAAUUGGUUACAAUCGAUGAAUCUGGGGUUACUUACGAUGUAGUGGGUGUGUUCGAAAAUGGAUUACUGGCAAUGGAAUGGAGUCCAGAUCAAGAUUUACUUGUUUUGGUUACUAAAGAUCUUAAAAUGAUUACAAUGUCAUGUACAUUUGAUCCAAUAAAUGAAGUAGAACUUUUGGAUAAAAACUUUGGUGAAAAACAAUUUAUUAAUGUAGGAUGGGGGAAAAAAGAGACACAGUUUCAUGGAUCAGGUGGAAAACAGGCUGCAAAAGUGAUAAAUGAAGAUGAUGUUGGGCAGAAUAUAAGUUCUGACUCGUCUAUAAAAAUUACAUGGAGAGGUGACGGAAAUUUUUUCGCUGUUGGUUUCCAACUAAAUGGUGUGAGAAGAUUCAAAGUAUUUGAUAGAGAGGGUCAUUUGCAAUACACAAGUGAAUACCAAAUAGGACUUGAAUCAAACCUGUCAUGGCGUCCUUCAGGCAAUCUAAUUGCAACAACACAAAAGGCAAAUGAAAAAUAUUUAGUAGCUUUCUUUGAAAAGAAUGGUUUGAAACAUGGUGAAUUUAUCAUUCCUGUUAAUUCCCAAACAAUUGUUGAAAAUUUACUCUGGAGUUCAGAUUCUGAAAUAUUGACUUUACAGUGCAGAAGUUUGGAGGAUGGUACACAGAAACUGCUUUUGUACACAACAAGCAAUUACCAAUGGUAUCUAAAGCAAAUAUUAAUAUUUCAUGAAUCUAUAAAUAUUAACCAAAUAUUUUGGGAUAGUGAUUUUGACAUUGUGAACAACAAAAAAUUACAUGUUGUCCUAGAUAAUGGUAGACAUUAUAUUUAUUCAUGGAUUUGGAACAUAAAUCAUAGUCGGGGCAAGAAUAGUCAAGAUGAUGCAGUAGUUGCGGUUAUCCAUGGAGAAAAGUUAUUGGUAACAGGUCUAAGGCAGACCGUUGUUCCACCACCAAUGGCAAGUUUUGAGAUAGUAACAGAAUCCAACAUCCAUUCAAUACAGUUUGCUCCACACUACAUGGAAGAAACUGGUCACAGUGUUAAUACUAAUGCAUUUUUUAUAAUAAUAGAAAAAAAAUUAAUAUUUUUUGAACAUGUUCAAAAACUACCUCUGCGCUACCAAAUUUUAAAGUCUUUAGAUAUGGACAUGUAUAAUUUUCCUUUUGAAUAUUACAAUUGGUAUUGGUUAAGACAUGACACUAUAGUUGCUAUAAAAGUUGAUGAACUAAAUUAUUAUUUGGUUGAAUUUUGCAUUUUAAAUAAUACUCUUUCUCAAAAACAUAUAACAUGUUUACCUUCAGCUGUUGUAAAACUCCACAGUCACCCACAUGAUCCAUUCAUAUUGUUUUUGCAAUUAAUAUCUGGUGAUAUUAUAAAAUACAGUAUGGGACAAAUUACAAGUAUGCAAGAUAUUUCUUUUAAAACUCCAUGCCCAAAAUUUGAAGUGGUAUCAAUAAACAGUAGUUUACAAUUUUUAGGUCUAUCACACAGAGGAAAUUUGUAUAUAAAUGAUAGAAUAGUUUUAAAUAAUGUUAGUUCAUACUUUGUGCAUACGAGUUUUCUUCUUAUAACAACAUUGCAGCAUAUGCUCCUAUGUACAGAAUUAUCAGAAUCAGGCAUGGAGGCUAUUUUAGAAUACCAAAAAAAUGGUUCAUUAAAAAUUUACAAAAGAAAAAUUGAAAGGGGGGCUAAGUUAAUUAUAGCUGUGCCAAAUGCAACAAAUACCAUUUUUCAAAUGCCAAGAGGAAAUUUGGAAACAAUUCAACCUCGACCUUUGUCCCUAAAGAUAAUUGGAGAAUUACUUGAUUCUCUGCAUUAUGAAAAAGCGUUCGAUUUAAUGAGGAAACAACGAAUCAAUCUUAAUUUAAUACAUGACCAUAACCCUAAAUUAUUCUUAAGCAACAUAGAUAAAUUCUUAGACUCUAUUCAAAACAAUUCUUGGCUUUGCCUUUUUUUAUCUGAUUUGGAAAAUUCAGAUGUCACAAAAACAAUGUAUUCAAGUAGUUACGCAAACGAAAAAAAUACAAAUGAAAAUACUAAUAAAGUUGAGAAAAUAUGUGAUGUUAUACAAACAUAUAUUAAUAAAAGAAUUGACAGAGAUGAGAAAAUACUACCAUUAUUAACAACAUACAUAAAGAAAAAUACCAUUGAAGAUCUAGAAAAUGCAUUAUUACUUAUUAAACAAAUUAAAACAGAAGAAACGAAGAGUAUGAAAUUACCUGUAGGAUCUGAUGAAGCUAUAAAAUUUUUAUUAUACAUGGUUAAUGUUGAUCAACUAUUUAACGUUGCUCUUGGAAUGUAUGAUUUUGAUUUAGUACUACUUGUUGCCAAUAAAUCUCAAAAAGAUCCUAAGGAAUAUAUCCCAAUGCUUAAUGAGUUGAAUGGAAUGGAUGAAAAUUAUAAAAAGUUUAAUAUAAACAAACAUCUGAAAAGAUUUGACAAGUCAGUAAAAUAUCUUGCAAAUUGCGGGGUUGAAAAACACGAGGAAUUAAAAACUUUCGUUAAGUAUCAUAGUCUUUAUAGGGAAGCAUUAGUGUUGUUUAAUGCUGAUGAAGAUAUAUAUAAACAAAUAUCUGAUGACUAUGGUCUUUAUUUAAAAUUGAAAAAGGAAUUUUUAGAAGCUGGGAUAGUAUAUGAAAGAGCUAAAAAUUAUACAAAAGCUGUGGAAUGUUAUAAAGAUGCUUUAGAAUGGGAGUUAGCAAUAAGUAUAGCAAAACAAAUGUCUAAAGAUCAGUAUGAACAACUAUGUAGGGACCUUGUAAAUGCAUUGAAAGAUGAGAAACGGCAUACAGAAGCUUUAACUAUUUUGGAACAAUACUUGCAGAGUACUGAAGGUGCAAUCUAUUAUGCAAUUGAAAAUAGUCAAUAUAAAGCAGCAUUAAGGCUGUGUUCAAUUUAUAACAGACCAGAUUUAAGAAGUGAUUGCUUACUGCCUGCGUUGUUAGAAGAAUUUAAAAACCUUUGUGAACUAAUUGAAAAAAAUUAUAAUGAUUUUGUUAAAUAUAGGUCACGCUUGUUAGAAUUGAGAGAAAAUAAACAAAAUAAUAAGGUGGACCACAUUUAUGAAGCUUUUAAUACGAACAAGGAUGAUGACUUGUAUUCAGAUACUGGGAGUACUUUAGCUUCCUCAUCUGGCUCUGGGAGAUCGUAUAGGUCAAGUAAAAAUAGAAGGAAACAUCAAAGAAAAGUUGCAUCGUUAAAGGAAGGAUCCCAAUAUGAAGAUGUAGCCCUUAUAAUGACUCUGCAUAGUUUGAUUACAUCAUCUAGUAACUUAAGGUUGCACAUAAAAGAUAUAAAUAUUGCCUUAUAUUGUUUAAACCAAGAUAAUCUGGCUUCGCAGUUACAGAAUAAUAUGGAUAAGUUGAUAAAAGAAAUGAAAGAUAAUUUGAAAACGAUCUGGACCAAUGAUUUAGUUCUACAAGCUACUAAAGCUGCAAUUGAAGCCGAAAAUUUGCCUGAAGGUUCAAAUAUUAUAGCUGACAGCUUAUCUUUCCUUGAACCCCAAGUAAGGAUAGCUCCGAUUAUCCAAGAUGUUAAUUGGAAACUAGAAGGUCUCAGUUAG